Molecule: messenger RNA, 1346 nt
Organism: Coccinella septempunctata (seven-spotted ladybird)
Lineage: Eukaryota; Metazoa; Arthropoda; Insecta; Coleoptera; Coccinellidae
Gene: Rtc1
Product: probable RNA 3'-terminal phosphate cyclase-like protein
Exons: 4
Coding region: 99-1235 (378 amino acids)
Biological process (GO): endonucleolytic cleavage of tricistronic rRNA transcript (SSU-rRNA, 5.8S rRNA, LSU-rRNA); ribosome biogenesis
Cellular component (GO): nucleolus
Molecular function (GO): RNA endonuclease activity
Source: RefSeq, a predicted model, not a curated record
ACCUCACAAAAUUUUGAACGGCGUUUCUGGAGGCGAUUUUUAUUUAUCUUGCUUAUAAAUUUGAGUUUUGUUUUUCUUAGUGUAUAAUUACCCAAAAAAUGACUGCGAUAAGAAGGGGAGAAGUUUUGAUCUUCAAAGGCUGUAAUUUUUUUCGACAGCGCUUAGUAUUAUCAGUGUUAAGUAGCAAAAGUGUGAAAAUAACAGAUAUACGAACACUCGACGAUGCACCAGGUUUGAAAGAAUUUGAAGUAAGUUUAGUAAGGCUGCUUGACAAAGUGACCAAUGGAACUGUUAUUGAAAUUAACGAUGAAGGAACAUCGAUUUAUUUCCAACCUGGGUUGCUAUAUGGAGGAACGAUUGAGCAUGACUGUUCGUUAGAAAGAGGAAUAGGAUAUUAUUUGGAAGCCCUUUUUAUGCUUUCAUUAUUUUGUAAGAAACCAUUAAAUGCCACAUUACGAGGAGUAACCAACACUAACAUAGAUCCAUCAGUGGACCUGCUGAAAACAUCUAUGAUAACAACUAUGAAAAAUUUUAUUUAUGACCAUGAGAAUUUAGACGUUUCUAUCAAAAAGAGGGGUCUAAGGCCGCUUGGUGGAGGUGAAAUUGUUUUCAAAUGCCCCAUUGGACAACAACUCAGGCCGGUUCAACUUCUUGAAAGUGGCUUAGUCAAAAGAGUGAGAGGUACAGCAUUUGCUCUAAGGGUCUCUCCAGCAAUUGCCAAUAGAAUAGUUGAUAAGGCAAAGGGUGUUAUGCUCAAUUUCAUUCCUGAUGUUUUCAUAACAGCAGAUCAGCGCAGAGGAAAACAAUCGGGUAAUAGUCCAGGUUUUGGAGUGCAUUUAACUGCUGAAACAACCAAAGGAGUAAUAUAUUCAGCAGAAGCAGUGUCAAAUGUUGUAGCUUUUGGGGAAGAACCAUCUUUACCAGAAGAUUUGGGUGAAGCCGCAAGUCAAAGACUUUGUAAAGAAAUAUUUCUAGGUGGAGUGGUAGAUUCCACAUCACAAGCUCUAGCCAUUCUCUUCAUGGCUCUUGGUCCACAGGAUGUUUCCAAGAUUGUAACUGGAAAUCUUACAGACUACACUGUGGGCUUUCUCAGGAACUUGAAAGAAUUUUUUGGGGUCACCUUCAAAAUUGAAAAGUACCAUGCUGAGGAAUUUGUUGAAGGAUCCGGUUGUGAGAAAGUUCUACUGAGUUGCGUUGGACUUGGUUACACUAACUUAAGUAAGAGGACAAUUUAAUUGAUGCAUAUUUGAAAUAUGAGUAUUGUAAAUAUUUAUGUAAAUAUACUGCAAUCAUCUGAAAAUGAGUUGAUAUUUGUAUUUUUAAUAAAAACAUAUUUUUCAUACAAA